Molecule: messenger RNA, 267 nt
Organism: Pieris macdunnoughi
Lineage: Eukaryota; Metazoa; Arthropoda; Insecta; Lepidoptera; Pieridae
Source: the annotation of a GenBank genome assembly
AUGAGCGAUUCCGAAGGAGUAGAUCCACAGCUACAAGAUUUCAUUUUAACAGAAACACAAAAACAACGCUUCCAGGUUUUAGUACAUGGCCUUACUGAUACCUGCUGGGAUACUUGCAUGGGAAAACCUUUGAACCGAUUGGACUACAGGACUGAAGUAUGCAUUAUGAACUGUGUUGAACGUUUUAUUGAUGCUACCACUUUUAUAACAAAACGGCUAAUGAACACAACAAAAUACCGCUCUGAUUCACCUUUGGAAUUUCAAUAG